AUGUCUACUACAUCCCGUAAACGGGAUGCCAACCACCUAAGUGGCAGUGACGGUGCUGCUGCUGAAACAGAUGUAAAGAAACCAAAACCUAACGGGAACAUCGCCUCUUUCUUUGGGGCACAAACGGACAAAAACUCCGCUGCCCCCGGUUUAACGGAUAUUGCAUCCUCCCAGCCAGCAGCGAAGUUCAACAAGGAAAAAUGGGUUGCUGGCCUCACAAAAGAGCAGAAGGAGCUGCUUCAGCUUGAAAUCGAUACCUUGGACGAGAGUUGGCUGGCCCAUCUGAAAGACGAGGUGCUGACCAAUGAAUUCCUGAACCUCAAGCGGUUUUUGAAAAAGGAGGUUGCGUCGGGUGCUAAGAUCUUCCCGCCAUUCGACGAGGUGUAUUCAUGGUCCCGCCACACCCCCCUCCACACCGUCCGCGUGGUAAUCCUCGGCCAGGACCCCUACCACAACCACAACCAAGCGCACGGCCUCUGCUUCUCCGUCCGCCCACCAAUGCCCGCACCCCCAUCCUUGAAAAACAUCUACACAGCCCUGAAAAACGACUAUCCUUCCUUCGUCAAACCCCCCAACAACGGCGGCCACCUAGCCCCCUGGGCAAACCGUGGCGUGCUCAUGCUGAACACCUGCUUGACCGUUCGUGCGCACAAUGCCAACAGCCAUGCGAACCAGGGCUGGGAGAAGUUUACGCAGAAGGUCAUUGACAUCGUGGCGAAGACGAGGACGCGUGGGGUUGUGUUCUUGGCCUGGGGUAAGCCAGCUGGGAAGCGGGUUGCACAUAUUUUAAAGGAUAAGGGCAAAAGGCAUUGCGUGUUGCAGUCUGUGCAUCCUAGUCCGUUGAGCGUGCAUGGCGGAUUUCUCCAAUGUGGCCAUUUCAAAAAGACCAACGAAUGGCUUAGUGAACGGUACGGGAAGGACGGGAUUAUUGAUUGGAGUCUUGUUGACGAGGAAUCUUCCGUCAUAACCUCAACCUCAACAACAACAACAACAACAACAACCGCUGAAGCUGAAGUUAGCAUUGACAAACAAACCACGACUAUAUCUUCCAUUGUCAAGGCCACAGACAUUGAAGCCGAAGAAAAAAAGAAGACUACUAUCAGCGUGCCAUCAUCAUCUUCGUUGCCAACGCAGGGGGAUGAAGAUGAUGCGGAUGCAUUAGAGGCGCUGGCGGAAGCGGAGUGUGAGCUUUCUGAUUGA
Paracoccidioides brasiliensis Pb18 is the source of this 1200-nucleotide messenger RNA. RefSeq names its product uracil-DNA glycosylase. Gene Ontology annotation, cellular component: mitochondrion; nucleus. Gene Ontology annotation, biological process: base-excision repair, AP site formation via deaminated base removal; base-excision repair. Bases 1 to 1200 code for a protein of 399 amino acids. Gene Ontology annotation, molecular function: uracil DNA N-glycosylase activity. The transcript is spliced from 3 exons. The record is from RefSeq and is a predicted model, not a curated record.